AUGAAAACGAUUUUGAUUAUUUCUGCUAUUUGCAUUUGCGUUGGCGCAUUGUCGAUCAAAGAUUUUCAAAAUGCGAUACGUAUGGGACAAUCAAUUUGCAUGGCAAAAACUGGCAUUAAUAAACAAAUAAUAAAUGAUGUUAAUGAUGGCAAAAUCAAUAUAGAGGACGAAAAUGUUCAAUUAUACAUUGAAUGUGCGAUGAAAAAAUUCAGUUUCGUUGACAAGGAUGGAAAUUUCAACGAACACGUAUCCAGAGAAAUAGCAAAAAUAUUUUUAAACGAAAAUGAAAUUAAUCAAUUAAUCACCGAAUGUUCAGCUAUCUCUGAUACCAAUGUACAUUUAAAAAUUACUAAGAUAUUUCAGUGUAUUACGAAAUUUAAAACAAUAAAUGAUAUAUUAAAUUCCUAAAUGUUCAAUUAUCAAGAAGAAGAGACUAUUCAGAAUACGACGACAUAUUUACAUUUUUAUUUUUGUAAUUGAUUAUUCUAUUUACUUUAAUUAAUUAAAAUAUAUUUGAAAAUUUUAUAUAAAUAAAUUGUUAUAUAUGAUUA
Messenger RNA from Apis mellifera (honey bee), 551 nucleotides. RefSeq names its product odorant binding protein 15 (gene Obp15). NCBI's taxonomy places the organism in Eukaryota, Metazoa, Arthropoda, Insecta, Hymenoptera, Apidae. The record is from RefSeq and is marked provisional. Gene Ontology annotation, biological process: sensory perception of smell. Gene Ontology annotation, molecular function: odorant binding.